UAGCGGUUUUAUCAAGCAAGAUUCAAGAAGGACUAAAACGCUGCGUUUAAACGUGCCACCGUUUUAUAAUCUUAUCUCGUUUUCCGGUCAAGCGUUUGUUAUUUCCUUUUACGAGUUUUUUGCUGUUUUGUUUUUUGGAUCAUUCGUUUUUUGUUGAGCUGAUGGCUCACUGAUAGAUUCCUGAGAAAAUAUGGACUCGGGCAUUGCGAGUUCCUGUAGCUGUUAUUGUAACCGCUGAUCGAUUAUUGUUGGUCUGUUUGGUUGCCGAGAAAGCCUGAGAAAGGUGGAGAAACAAAUCCACUGAAAUGUGUACUUGUGAUUGGUUAGGUUGAAGAAGUAAGAAAGCAGCGUGCCACAUUCGUCCACAACCACAAUGCGUCAGAUGCGUAAUCGUAGUCUUAUGAUCACACUCUACAUCAUCUGCAUCGUUAUCAGCUGCUCAAAUUCAAGCCAUGGGAACACGACAGACAGCAAAGUUUUGAAUGUUGGUGAAGAGCUGUGGAAGGAAACUCUGCCACUAAAAAUGGGUUCACGCCUUUACCAGCUUCAAGGACUGAAGCCUGAUACUUGGUACGAAGUGAAAAUAUCGUAUCCAGCUUCUAUACCUGCUAGAUUUUCCGUACAACUCAAGAGAGGGGACUUGGAAUCUGCACUGACUGGGAACAGAAGAUUACUAAAUACAGAAAAGCUGAUUUUCAAGACUGAAAGUCUUGGCUCGAACGAUCAGGGUGGCAUGUAUGUGUUGGUGAGUGUGGAGCCAGAAGGAGUUGUUGCAAUACCAAAUGUGCAGGAGAGGGAACACAUCAUUUUCAAUAUAGUUUGUGAUGAACUACUAUUGGGAAUUCCGUACAAAGCUUGGUGGGUUGUAGGCUUUGUGUUGGUGUGCUUGGUUUUGGCGUUCACCAUCCCAGCAUUUCUUCCACCCUUUUUGUUACGGCCAGUGGAUCAAAAUGCUUCUAAAGAUUCUUGAAUAUCUGACUCAUAAAAGUGGUUGGCUUCAUCAAGUUUUGGUUAUUUCAGUAUGAUCACGGCAGCUCCAUUUUAGACCAAUUGAGGCAUUGGAGUAUCUAAGAUUUCAGUUUGGUCCCGCAGUACAUUUUGAAGUAACUUCUGGGCAUUGACCUGACCUUCAUGAUUGGCUUGCAAUUCGAAUGGUGCGUUUUCUAGUUUCUCUUUUUGCUUCUUCUCUCAAAGAAGAGUAGAUGAGAUAAAGUCCUAUUAGCAUCAAAAUUUUAUGCUUUUUAAUUUUCCUUUGCGAAUUGGAUCUUGCAACUGUAGACAGAUGAGCACAUUAUCUCAAAUUUGUUAUGCACUCAGGCAAUGAAAUCACUUGAGCAGAUGUAGAUAUAUGGAUUAGCACAUUCUUUCCUCUAAGUUUUCCAUUGUUCUUGUCUAUUUUUGUUUGUCUUCCACAUCAAUCAAUGAAUGUAAUGUGAUUGAGAA
Prunus persica (peach) is the source of this 1443-nucleotide messenger RNA. RefSeq lists its product as uncharacterized. The record is from RefSeq and is a predicted model, not a curated record. The transcript has 6 exons. Bases 374 to 970 code for a protein of 198 amino acids. Lineage: Eukaryota; Viridiplantae; Streptophyta; Magnoliopsida; Rosales; Rosaceae.